Molecule: messenger RNA, 297 nt
Organism: Neurospora tetrasperma FGSC 2508
Lineage: Eukaryota; Fungi; Ascomycota; Sordariomycetes; Sordariales; Sordariaceae
Exons: 1
Source: RefSeq, a predicted model, not a curated record
GGUUCUACUCUUAAUAUAGCUAUACUAGAUAUUUUAAAGAGGGAUUUUCAAACUAGAUAUAUAUAUAUAUUAUAUAAUAAAGUUAAAACUUUACAAGGCUUUAUAUUUAAUACCCCUUUCAAUUUGAAUGCUCUAUAUAUAAUAUCUAACUAUAUAUUUAUUAUAAUAGCAACUAAUGAAGUAAGAAGGGUACUAAAGAAGCUCCCAAUCCUAAAUAUAUAUGUAAAUACUAAUAUUCCGGCUACCCAACAUUACCACUUCCGGUCCAAUACUAACUUACAAAUAUUAUUCAGGUAG